Messenger RNA from Anthonomus grandis grandis, 2187 nucleotides. RefSeq names its product uridine-cytidine kinase-like 1. Gene Ontology annotation, cellular component: cytoplasm. Bases 115 to 1794 code for a protein of 559 amino acids. The transcript has 11 exons. NCBI's taxonomy places the organism in Eukaryota, Metazoa, Arthropoda, Insecta, Coleoptera, Curculionidae. The record is from RefSeq and is a predicted model, not a curated record. Gene Ontology annotation, molecular function: ATP binding; kinase activity.
UGACAACUGAGUGACAUUUAAAUUUUUGCACUUGCAUUUUAUAUGCGUUUGUUUGUUUUUUCACCACGUUUCAUUUAAUUAAAAUAAAUAAUAUUUUAGCCCGAACUAAUUGAUAUGACUGCCAGAAUAGGACCUAUUGAUCCCCCGAGUUCAGCCAGUUCCGACAGUGACCUUAUAGACACCCAAGACUAUGGAGAGGUAUUUCCAGAUAUGGAAGACCAAGAAGAAAAAAGUGGGGACUUUUACAACACCCCAGCCUCGCCCAUUACUGUUCCCUAUUGUCCCAGACCACCAUCAACUGGUUCCCAAAAAUCUCCCAGGGCUAGAAGGCAACGUACGACGUCACUGAACCAAGCCACCACCACCCAAACUAAAACAGAUGUUAUGAUAAGGACUCCCCAGAGGACUAUAUACACUGCUGGCCGACCUCCAUGGUACAACAGUGAGGGCCAGAAAGUUGAACCUUUUGUCAUAGGUAUUUGUGGUGGUAGUGCCUCAGGUAAAACCACUGUGGCAGAAAAAAUUAUUGAGUCCCUUGGUGUCCCUUGGGUUACCUUGCUAAGCAUGGAUUCAUUCUAUAAAGUGCUGUCUGAGAAACAGCAUCAUGUAGCUGAGAAAAAUGAAUACAAUUUUGACCAUCCUGACGCUUUCGAUUGGGAAUUGCUCUCAAUAACGUUACAGAAGCUUAAGGAGGGCAGAAAGGUGGAAGUUCCUAUAUACAAUUUUAUGACACAUUCUAGAGAAAAUCGGACUAAGACUAUGUAUGGUGCGAAUGUGAUAAUUUUCGAGGGGAUUUUGACCUUUCACAGCCAAAAAGUGACUGAUAUGUUAGAUAUGAAGAUAUUUGUAGAUACAGAUGCCGAUGUGCGACUAGCCAGGAGGUUAAAGAGGGAUAUUAGCCAGAGGGGUAGGGACUUGGAAGGAGUGUUGAAACAAUACACUAGUAUGGUGCAGCCUUCAUUUAAUCAUUAUAUUGCCCCAUUGAUGUCUUAUGCAGACAUUAUAGUGCCGAGGGGAGGCGAAAAUGAAGUCGCGAUUCAGUUGAUUGUUCAACAUGUUCAUACACAACUUCAUUUGCGAGGUUUUAAACUCAGGGAGGAACUGGCCCAAGCCUACGCAAUGAAUUCAGGUCCCAGGCCUCCAACGGUGAAACUACUGCCCACCACACCCCAAAUCAGGGGUCUUCACACGUUUAUAAGGAACAAAGACACUCCCAGGGACGAGUUUAUAUUUUACAGUAAAAGAUUGAUAAGGCUCGUGAUAGAGUUUACUCUCAGUUUGAUGACUUUCAAUGAUAAAAUGGUGGAAACUCCACAAGGAGUGUUUUAUGAUGGGAAAAGUAUGGCAACAAAUAAACUGUGUGGAGUAUCUAUCUUAAGAGCGGGAGAAACUAUGGAACAAGCGGUGUGCGAUGUGUGCAAGGAUAUUAGGAUAGGAAAAAUUUUGAUCCAGACUAAUUUACAAACUGGGGAACCAGAGCUAUAUUACUUAAGACUGCCCAAAGAUAUAAAAGACUACAAAGUGAUCCUGAUGGACGCGACCGUGGCCACGGGUGCAGCAGCAAUGAUGGCCAUCAGGGUGCUUUUGGAUCACGAUGUAACCGAAAGCAAUAUUUUAUUGGUUUCUCUUCUUAUGGCAGAAUCCGGUGUGCGUUCAAUAGCAUACGCCUUCCCAAAAAUUCAAAUAGUCACCACGGCAAUUGAUCCGGAAAUAAACGAUAAAUUCUACGUUUUACCGGGAAUCGGGAACUUUGGCGACAGAUAUUUCGGAACGGAACCGGCAGACUUGUGUUAGGAUAUUAAUGCUCUUUUUGCGGCAGUAUUUGCGUCUUAUUAGGACGUUGUUAUUUAUUUUUUAUUUAUUAGCAGCUGUAAGAAUGUAGUUUAUUAAGCUAUUUUUAUUGUAUUGUCUCACAUUCAUAGUACUUAAAACAUCUUGGGGUAACUUGAAGAAACGUUAACCUUACCGAUUCUAUAUUAAUCUUAAUAGGGACAAUAGAAUCUCAUGUGAAAAUAAGGAAUAACCUACUGGAGGCUCUUUUUAUAUGAAAAGUAUAAACAGGAUUACGGGCUGGGAUAAAAUUGGGUCAAAUUAAAAAAAAAAACAAGUUUCUAGGUGUGUAUAUUUGUAAAUUUCUAUUAGUUUAGUGUCUACUUUGUUGGUAUAACAAAGAUUUGUAAAACCUGU